This is a messenger RNA of Diversispora eburnea, 1512 nucleotides long. The record is from the annotation of a GenBank genome assembly. NCBI's taxonomy places the organism in Eukaryota, Fungi, Glomeromycota, Glomeromycetes, Diversisporales, Diversisporaceae.
AUGGAUUCGUUCAAUAGUCCAGGUUAUAAUCCAUACAAGGAUGUUAUCAAACCCAGAAACUCUGAUCAAAUUCGUGAUUAUGAUGAAUAUUAUAAUAAAGAUGUUGACUCAAAACCUGAUAACAUUUUAAUGUAUCCCGAAGAAAUUGCUCUUCAUCGACAAGCAUCCGCAAGAAAGCUUGAAAGUAGAAAUGUCAGUCGUUCUGGUACUAUAAAAAAUCUUGCAAGAGGUGAUUCCGUUAAACGAUUACCACAACUUGAUAGAUUUGAUCCUACGAAUGCUUAUAAUUCAACUGUUACUGUUAAAAAUCCAAGUACUGAAAUUGAAAAAUUUCAAUCUUGGAUGAUUAAUGAAGGAGCAAGAACCAUAUUUUUUGGAAUAUGGAUAUUUCUUCACGCAUUGGUAUUUACAAUGGCUUUUCUCAAUUUUUUCUACAGUGAUAACUUAUCCACAGCUCGGUCAAUAUUUGGUCUUACUUUUGUAUUUGCACGUUCAGCUGCACUUGUUUUACACGUUGAUGCAGCCAUGAUUUUAUUUCCAGUAUGCAGAAAUUUAAUUUCAAUGUUUCGAGCAACUCCUUUGAAUGGGAUAAUUCCCUUUGAUAAAAAUAUCGAAUUUCAUAAGGCUAUUGGUUGGUCAAUUUUAUUCUUUACGAUUAUACACACAGUAUCACAUUGGGUUAAUUUCUGGGAACUCGCCCGGGCAAAUAAUGGUGGCAUUGUAAUGUGGCUUCAACUUAAUUUUAUGAGUGGUCCCGGAGUUACCGGUUAUGUGAUGUUAAUUUGUCUACUUGUCAUGGUAUUCUUUGCUAUGGAAAAUAGAAGACGUAAAAAUUUUAAUCAGUUCUGGUAUUUUCAUCAUUUGUUCAUUCCAUUCUUUGCCGCUUGGUCUUUCCAUGGUGCAUUCUGUAUGAUUAAACCAGAUAGAGCACCUUAUUGCAAAGAUAUUGCAGUAUUUUGGAAAUAUUGGAUUGCUUCAGGUGUAAUUUAUACUGGUGAACGUAUUCUCCGUGAAAUAAGAGCACGUCACAAAACUUACAUUUCAAAAGUUGUUAUGCAUCCAUCACGAGUAGUUGAAAUUCAAAUUAAAAAAGAACACACUACCACCAAGGCAGGACAAUAUAUCUUUUUAUGUUGUCCUGAAGUAUCAUAUUGGGAAUGGCAUCCAUUUACUUUAACUUCUGCACCUGAAGAAGAUUUUAUCUCUGUACAUAUUCGUGUUGUUGGUGAUUUCACAGAAGCACUUGCUAAGAAACUUGGAUGUGAUUUUGAUAAUGAAAAAAAAUUACGUAAAGAAAAUAAAGAAAAUAAAGAAAAAGAUAAUAAAGGUCGCAUAAAAAGUCAAUAUGAUGGUAUUGACAUAUCAACCAAUAAUCCACAAUUACAAAAAAUUCUUCCUCGAGUUAUGAUUGAUGGACCAUUUGGUAGCGCGUCGGAAGAUGUUUUUAAAUUUGAAGUGGCAAUGUUGGUUGGUGCAGGUAUUGGAGUUACACCAUUCGCAAGUAUCGCGUAA